Molecule: messenger RNA, 566 nt
Organism: Neopsephotus bourkii (Bourke's parrot)
Lineage: Eukaryota; Metazoa; Chordata; Aves; Psittaciformes; Psittacidae
Product: kallikrein-14-like
Exons: 3
Biological process (GO): proteolysis
Molecular function (GO): serine-type endopeptidase activity
Source: RefSeq, a predicted model, not a curated record
GGGUCUCCGCCUCGUCGUGGGCGAGUCCAACCUGCAGGAGGCCGAGGGCACGGAGCAGCCCCGCCUGGUGGCCAAGGCCAUCCCGCACCCGACCUUUGACCCCCGCACCCUGGACAAUGACCUCCUGCUCCUCAAGCUGCAGCGCCCCGUGGGGCUGAGCCGCGCCGUGCGCCCCCUGCCGCUGCCCCGCGCCUGCGCCCCCCCCGGCACCACCUGCCUGGUGUCGGGCUGGGGGACGGUCACCUCGCCGCAGGUGACCCUGCCCCGCCACCUCAUCUGCGCCUACGUGCACAUCCUCCCCGACGCCGCCUGCCGCCGGGCCUACCCGCAGCGCGUCACUCCCAACAUGCUUUGCGCCGGGGUGCGCAACCAGCGCAUCGACUCAUGCCAGGGUGAUUCUGGGGGGCCCCUGUCCUGCAAUGGGACCCUCCAGGGCAUCGUGUCCUGGGGGCUGCAGACCUGCGCCCUACCGGGGCGCCCCGGGGUCUACACCCGGGUGUGCAACUACGUGCGGUGGAUCGAGGACACCAUGAACCGCAACUAGGACACGGCGAGGACAUGCUAAG